GGCUUUGGUUCAUUCGAGUUCGCGUAGAGCCGUGGAGCGAUCGCUUCGGAAGAAAAGCAGAUCAAACGCCGCGUCGUCGCCGAACCCUUCCUUCAGAAUCUCUCCAAAUUACACGGAGCCCCUCGCACUUCUCCGGAACCCCCAACCCAAUCCCCACUCCGAUCCCCUCCCCCUCUUCCCCCAAAUCUCGCGCGCCGCGAAACCCUAGCACCCUCCGCGAUCCGCUCGCCGGAGGGCCGGCGCCGAUGGAGGUGAAGCUGUGGAACGACAAGCGCGAGCGGGAGCUCCUGGAGAGCUACGCGGACCUGUACGCGAUCAUCAAGGCCACGGAGAAGCUGGAGCGGGCCUACGUCCGCGACCUCGUCUCCGCCGCCGACUACGAGGCGGAGUGCCUCAAGCUCAUCUCCCAGUUCAACUCCCUCUCCUCCUCGCUCGCCGGCGCCGUCACCGUCCCGCGCUUCGUCCAGGCGUACCGCCUCGACUGCCCCGCCGCGCUCAACCGCCUCCUGCAGUCGGGCGUCCCGGCCACCGUCGAGCUCCGCGCCGCGUCCAACUCCUCCGCGCCGGCCGCCACCGCCGCAUCCGCCGCCGCCAUCGCGCACUGCGUGCAGACAUUCAUCACCGCCAUGGACGCCGUCAAGCUCAACAUGCUCGCCAACGACCAGGUCCGACCGCUGCUGCAGGACGUCGCCACCUCCAUGGCCAGGCUCGGACCCCUGCUGCCGCCCGACUUCGAGGGGAAGGUCAAGGUCAACGAGUGGCUCGGCAAGCUGCAUAAGAUGGGCGCCGCGGAUGAGCUCACCGAGCAGCAGGCCAGGCAGCUCAACUUCGACCUCGACUCGGCGUACAGUGCCUUUUUGGCUGCGCUGCCUGCCAGCAUGUGACUGGGCAAGGAUAUGCCUGCUUCAUUCCUAUUUGUUUGCAACAUGAAUAUGAUAGCUUUGUAAGCUAUGUGGCAGUUCACCUAUAUGGUCGUUGUUGGAUGUGAUAGAACCACAUGGAAUUGUUCCAUAUAAAUUUUGAGACUCGUCAUAUGGGAAUAUGAAGCAGAUAGUCAGCUUAUCAGUUUACUUUGAAUCUAUAAGACUAGUGUAUGUCUUUAGAUGUCACUGCUGUGCUCUGCUGUGCCUUUUGGGUGCAUUGGAUUCUUGAGCAGAAACAAUUGGUACUUUGGCAUCAAUUAUUGAAGUAAAAAAAACGGUGUUACUAAUUUUGGGUU
This is a messenger RNA of Panicum hallii, 1219 nucleotides long. RefSeq names its product vacuolar protein sorting-associated protein 28 homolog 1-like. Gene Ontology annotation, biological process: protein transport to vacuole involved in ubiquitin-dependent protein catabolic process via the multivesicular body sorting pathway. The transcript is spliced from 2 exons. NCBI's taxonomy places the organism in Eukaryota, Viridiplantae, Streptophyta, Magnoliopsida, Poales, Poaceae. The record is from RefSeq and is a predicted model, not a curated record. Gene Ontology annotation, molecular function: protein-containing complex binding. Bases 246 to 884 code for a protein of 212 amino acids. Gene Ontology annotation, cellular component: ESCRT I complex.